Austrofundulus limnaeus is the source of this 1347-nucleotide messenger RNA. Its product is annotated as voltage-dependent calcium channel gamma-6 subunit. Gene Ontology annotation, biological process: regulation of calcium ion transmembrane transport via high voltage-gated calcium channel. Gene Ontology annotation, cellular component: membrane; L-type voltage-gated calcium channel complex. Gene Ontology annotation, molecular function: calcium channel regulator activity. NCBI's taxonomy places the organism in Eukaryota, Metazoa, Chordata, Actinopteri, Cyprinodontiformes, Rivulidae. The record is from RefSeq and is a predicted model, not a curated record.
ACCUCUGCCCCUCUCUCCCCUGCUGGCUCCCCUCCUCGCCUCACCUCGCCCUCCUUCAGUCCGAGCAGAACCACACACACAAAAAGCAGCUCCAGGAAACAUCUCCUUUCUGCUUCUGCAUCUCAACAUGAAGCAUUUCUAACCACCUUCCUGACUUUGUGAUUUUUUAUAGAAAUGACUUAUUUGUUAAACAUGAAUCUGUUCAAGAUUCAACUUCAUAUCAGGAUUUAUCCCGAGAAAAAGAUUCCUGCCUUCAAUAUUUCCUGCCACCAAUGAACUUUGAGUUCUCUUUUUCUCAGUUAUAAUACAUAUUUUUUUCUAACUUGCAAGUUGCCUCAAUUUUUUAAUUGCUGUUUGAAAUUGAUUAACCUCUUCCUUAAAGUCAGAUAACUUUACAGAAAAGGGUUUGAACCUAAAACAGUGACACACUGUUUGGCCUCCCAAACAAAUUUGUUUCGUCCGUUAAGGCGGCUGCCCAUAUUUUUUUUAUACAAAAUGUGGUCAACGUUUUUUCUGACGGAUGAGGAUGGCCGCACAGUGGUGCCAGGAACGUCAACAGGGGCUGGGGGYGUUGCGCCAGGUGGACCGGCGCAGGGUGCAGGUGGCCUGGCGGGCUUGAUGAGUGGACGGAGCACAUUUGGUGGGAACAAGCGUCGCAGGACAACAUCAGGAGGACACGCCAUGAGUGAAGCUCAGGAGGGAAAGAUCAAGCUCGCUUUCUUCGUGGCCAUUGUGGGCGUAGUUCUGACGGUCCUCGGUGUUGGGACAGAGUUCUGGGCUGAGCUGUCGCCUCCGAAGCAUUUCUAUAACAACCAGACUUGUCUAACAACUCACUACGGCCUGUGGAAGGGCUGYACCAAGACGCUGUGGGUGGCUGAUAUCGACCCAGAACGUGAGAGCUGUGGACCUGCUGAACUUCCUGGAGAGUCGAACUGCACCUACUUCAAGUUUUUCACCACGGGGGAAAACGCCGUCAUGUUUCAGAAGAAAACGGAGAAGAAUCUGAACGUGGCGACAGCGAUGCUGGCCUUGUUCAGCCUCUUCCUGAUGGUGAUGGGAGCCAUCUGCAUCGCCAUGGCUCUCAGCAAGGAGAUCCUGUUCUUUCUGAAGCCGGCGUCCGUCUGCUUCAUCCUGUCCGGUGUUCUGGUGCUGCUGUCUCUACUGGUUUUCCACCAGUCUGUCCUGGCGUUACUGGCCAGCGACCACACGGUUCCUCUCCACCACGAGCUCUCCUGGUCCGUGUCGUGUCUCGGAUGCGCGGGGGCYGUUCUCAUCGUGGGGGGGAUCCUCUUCCUGCUGCUGGCGCUGCCCUGCAGCCCCUGGCAGAAGUGUCUCCCUCAUAAGGAU